GCCGCAGAAAGAAAAAAAAAGGAUCCGACUGUCAAUAAUUUCGGUAUACGCAUGUGAAGACAUCCAGUAAAAACAUCGUUCUCCUAAAGAUGUCGAUAACAGACGAUCUACCAGACAUGGAAGGAACAGACCUGGUUGGUCUGCUGUUUCAGCAUGAAAAUACCGAGCCUGAUGACCUGUUCUUCUCCGAUGGGGCUAAUUUGAUAGAGGACUUGCUGGCUGAGCAAGACAUGCUGGGUGACAUGGACACAGAGGAUUUCCUAAGCAGUCUGCUGGGAGAGGAAGAGGGACCGAAUGUUCCCUGUCCCUCCCACUCCCCUCUGGGCAGCGACAGCGGCAUCUCAGAUGACAGCAGCAGCGGCGGUGGUGGAAACGGCGCCGGCCACCCGCAGUGCCUCAGUCCCCAGAACAGUGACACGGACCCCCUGAGCAGCCCGGGUUACAUCGAACCCUCGCCGAUGUCCGACUGGCAGGUGGAAAGCUUCGAGGCCCAGGUGGUUCAGUCCGACCACUGCUACUCCAUGCUGCAGGACGGAGACGCCCUGCAGAGCGUGAGAUCCGAGAAACCGGAUUCGGACGUGUUUAUCGAUCUCGAUGAUCUGGAAGAGACUAUUGCCCAGAAUUACUCUACUGAGCCUCCAUUUUCUCUCACCAUUGAGGAAACUGCUCAGUUCAAAAAACCCGAGCAGUUCCAGUUCAAGGAGAUUGUCUUGACAGAAGAGGAGAAAAGACUCCUUGCAAAGGAAGGAGUCACAAUACCAACUGAAAUGCCCCUGACAAAGGCCGAAGAGAGAACCCUCAAAAGGGUGAGAAGAAAGAUCCGGAAUAAGCAGUCUGCCCAGGAGAGCCGGAAGAAGAAGAAGGUCUAUGUGGACGGGCUGGAAAACAGGGUAGCUGUCUGUACAGCACACAAUCAGGAGCUCCAGAAGAAAGUGGAAUUUCUUCAGAAACAAAAUAUGUCUCUUAUUGAGCAGCUGAAGAAACUGCAGGCUCUUGUGAAAAUGUCUACGAUGAAAACCACCACCACGAGUACCUGUGUUAUGGUCUUCCUCUUGUCUUUCUGCUUGAUCAUCUUUCCGUCGGUCAAUCCGUUUGGCAACAGUGGACAGAAGGAACUGUACACUCCCUCAUCGGUUGUUUCCAGAACCCUGCGUUCCUACCCCAUCAUAGACAGUCCUCACGAGCUGCCUGACGAUGAGCCUCUCAUCGCAGCCACAGUGGAGAACACAAAAGCCCUGUUCUCCGGAGGCCAGAACCAUACGCCUGAUUACCAGCGCGUGGAACAGGCCGAAUCCGAAUCCGGCGUCAACAGCAACUCUUCCGCCGAUUUCCCCAGCUCUGCCCAGGCCGACCAGAAGCCCUCUGGAAACAUGCAGGAGGCUCGCAGGGAAAACGCGGCACCUCCGCCCAUAGUCUACGAGAUGACCAAAGUCAAAGAGGCCUGGAUGGAGCAAAAGCCCACCUCCAUUAUAAUACAGCAACACCACUCAGACGAAAUGUGAAGAAAGGGACAAUUUGUUUUUGUUUCUUUUUUUAAAGGUUGCUACUGUACAAUAUGACAUUCUUCUGAGUGAUGGGCCAGUCUUCCCUCUUCCUGCCUACCUCUCUCUCUCUCUCUCUCUCUCUCUCUCUUUCUCCAUGCUCCUAGAUGCCACUUCAUUUUUUUUUGUAGCACUUUGUUCAUAAAAGACUGUUUGCCCAGUCCCUCAGAUGUUAGCAAAUGCUUUUUUUUUGUUUUUUUUUGCCUAGACGGGUCUUAAGAGAUUCUCUGGGAUAAUUCAUAAAUGUCUGAAAUGCUUGACACACCGGACUGAGUAUAGAUGUAAAUGUAAGACUUAAGCCAUUGCAGGACAUUUGGCCAUUAGCUAUAGCUGAGAGAUUAUUAUUUUUUUUUUUUUCCCUUGUAGCAAGGGUUGUCCAUGCCUCCGUUAUCCCUUCAUUUCUUCUCUGCAGGGAUCUUUUUUACUCUUCUCUUUAGAUUAUCUCCAAAGAAGGGAAGAACAGAAAUGCUAAAUGUUUUCUUAAGAUUAAGCUAGUGUCUAACCUGCUUUCUCUCUCCCCCUUUUAACACUGGUCAUCAAGUCUAUAAUUGCUAAUAGCCUCUUAAUUCAAGCUUCAUCGCUGCUUAAAAUUUUAUAAAUAUCAUUUUUAAGAAGAAGCGAGAUGUUUUUUUUCAUGUUCCUGCUAUGGUAACGUAGUAUUCAAAUGUUCUUGGAAAAUGUAAUGACCUGGAAUAUCAGAGAGGCAUUUUGUAGUUAUUAUUGAUGUUUAUAUAAUUGUUGUUAUUGUGUGUUUUAUUUUUGUGGUAUAUGCAGUUAAAUGUAUUUGCAUAUUGGAGGAAAUUGUAUUGUUUCUUUUUUUUUU
Chanos chanos (milkfish) is the source of this 2364-nucleotide messenger RNA. It is a transcript of the gene creb3l3l, whose product is annotated as cAMP responsive element binding protein 3-like 3 like. Gene Ontology annotation, molecular function: RNA polymerase II cis-regulatory region sequence-specific DNA binding; DNA-binding transcription factor activity, RNA polymerase II-specific. The coding region runs from base 90 to 1502 and encodes 470 amino acids. The transcript is spliced from 10 exons. Gene Ontology annotation, biological process: regulation of transcription by RNA polymerase II. The record is from RefSeq and is a predicted model, not a curated record. Gene Ontology annotation, cellular component: nucleus. Lineage: Eukaryota; Metazoa; Chordata; Actinopteri; Gonorynchiformes; Chanidae.